This is a messenger RNA of Ananas comosus (pineapple), 801 nucleotides long. RefSeq names its product zinc finger protein ZAT2-like. Gene Ontology annotation, biological process: regulation of DNA-templated transcription. Lineage: Eukaryota; Viridiplantae; Streptophyta; Magnoliopsida; Poales; Bromeliaceae. The record is from RefSeq and is a predicted model, not a curated record.
AUGGGGAAAGCAAAGAAAGACCGCCUCCCAAACCCCACACGAGGGCUCCGACGCCGCGGCCCCUCCCCCGCCCCCCGCCGCCGCCUCCGCCGCCGGUUCCAGUGCGGCACCUGCAGGAAGGUGUUCCGCUCCUACCGCCUCGGCGGCCACCGCGCGAGCCACAAGAAGUCCCUACGGCAUGGUCUUCCCCCACCCCCGCCGCCGCCGCCGCCGCCGCCAAUUCACGACGCCCCCAAGCUCCCCAUCAAGCUCCACCAGUGCCCCUUCUGCUCCCGCGUCUUCGGCUCCGGCCAAGCCCUCGGCGGCCACAAGCGCUCUCACUUCUCCUCCUCCUCCCCCGCCGCCAACGCCGCUGCCGCUGCGGUCGCUCCCCCACCCACUGCCACUGCCAAUGCCAAUUACGCCGCCUGCUUCGAUCUCAACCUCCCCGCCCCCUUCGACGACGAAUUCGAGCUCUCCGCCAUCUCCGACGCCGAGUUCGUCGCCAACCACCGCCACCGCCACCACCACCAUCCUCCCAAUUGAUCCCAAGUAAGCCAAUUCCGAAUUCCGGUUCAAGCACAACUGUUUAAUGAAUGUUCUUUUCUUUUUUAAUCUCCCCCCGAGAUAAUUAUUAAAACAGAGAGAGAGAUUAAAAAUCCAAUCCAAUCCAAUCCAAUCCAAUCCAAUCUUUUUCCAUGUUAAUUUGCUUACCUAUUAAUCUCUUCUGCUGUAUCUGUCCAUAUUAAUCCUCUCCUAUUUAGUUCAUCUACUAUUCUUGAGCCAUAUUUUUAGCUUAAUCAAUUUCGAAUUUAAUUAUCA